CGAACGCGAAGAGCCCGAUCAAAUUCGUUUCCCCGAUGAACGAUAACGUUCGAACGAACGGACGCAAUGACUGUUUUCGCGUAUAUACAUACCGCUUGCGGGCAUUUGAAAUGUUGGAGGUUUCCGCCAUUACGGAGCAGCAGAGUCGCUUCGAGAUGCGAAAAUCCUAGCCUUAAAAAGAGGCAAUCGAUGGAGAAACGAGGCGUGUCAGUAUAAAUGUCCAAACAUCUUUUUAACAAUAAAUGGAAGCAAUUAUGUCGAGAGUGAAAGGGAGAGUGAAAUCCUAUUAAAUUCUGUGGUCGAGAGGAGAGGAGAGGUGAAGAGAGGAACGUGCCGAGUCGAUGAGAUAGUAGAAACGGACGUUGCAUCGGAGAUUUUCCGGAGGAAAUUUCUCGUCGAUUAAUUAAGUGGGAGAUCCAUGAGCAUGGUAUUCGGGAGUGUUGAUUACGAUCAAAGAACAAGAGCUGCUGAUCGUGGACACGGAUGGAUACGUACGAAAUGUCCGACGUCAACGAAAUUCUCCGACACAUCGGAUCACGAUUUGCAACCCGGAUCAAAUGGAACGACAUGAUCGCGUAUAAAGGAGACAUAGACGCCGUUCAUUUGGACGGAAAAUUACUCGCCAAAACAUGAUUCGACCCGAACGAGAGGAUCGACGGAGGAUCGUCUUCUAAAGAUCUCCUCAGAGAGAGCGUUUAAGAGGAUUAAAAAUAGUAGCGAUGUUCAACCGGUUUUCGUUCAUUCUAGGAAUUUGAUACCGUGAAUUGUUGCGCGAUAUCGGGAAAUACGCGUGCGAGGCGAACCGAGCCGUUCGCUAUGCCGCGUUAAAAAAACUGUAAAUCAAUCCCCGGUAUAAUGAUCGCGCGUAUUAAUCGAAGAUCGACUGACAAGGAACCGCGUUCGAUAAAAAAUGCAACGACAUUUCAAAUGUACUUAUCGUUGUGGCGAUCGCGAGGCCGGACAUGCGCGCGAUCAGUUAAAAGGAAAAAAAGAAUGAUGGAUAAAAGAGAUAUCGGACACGAUAUCAUACAUGUAUCGCGACCUUCUUCGGGUAAGCGAUAUUUUGCCGCGCGUUUCUGACUCUCUCCUUCUUCAUCCUACUAAGGACAACGAGGAGAGAUAUGGAAACGUACGGCAACGUAAUUCGAAGCCAGCUCGCUAACAGGAAUCCGUUUCCGAGGAAAGGAGAAGUGCGCGUCCCGCUCACGGCUCACGGUUCAGUACUCAUUGUCAGUACAACAGUGAUCGUUCUCCUGGUAGAAGCGACUCCGCGCAUAUCAGCCUUUCGUUCACGUGCUUUCCCUUCUAAACCUUUGUAGAAGUACCGUACAUGUUUACACAGAUACAUCCGUAGACGUGCACGUGCAAAGUUUCUUGUAUCAACGGAGUCUUGUUCAAUUCGCUGUGUCAUGCGUUACGAGGUUUUGACACGCUCGUAUUAUCAGCUGGAAUCGGAUCGCCGUACGUAAUAGAGAGAACGGCUUGUCGGAGGAAAGAUGCAAGCCUCUUGCGACGAUGAAGACGGCGUCGUUUAUAAGGACGUGGUCGUUAUAGGAAACGGACCCAGCGGCAUAUGCCUUUCUUACAUGCUCGCCGGGAAUUGGCCGUAUUACACUGGAGAGCCUCAUCCCGGCGACGAGAUGCUCACCGCCAGGCUGCACUUCAGUACGAGGUCUGAGAACGACGAUCGUUAUGAAAAGAUAGAUCGGGAAACGGAGGACGAAUCGUCGAAUAAUCCAUGGAAAACGAACGGAGGAAGCGACGAAGGAAGGAAGGGUUUGGCGGACAGUACGCGUUGCAAACUCGAAUGUCUUUCCUCUGGACUGGAGGGUCGGCAGGGCGGCCGACCGUUGGCCCUUCUCAUGGACCAUCUUCAACAUCCGUGCGUGGACACCGGUUUCGACGUGCCGUCGCUUCUUACGUGGAAAUCGGUCGAACAGCGAUCCGAGCACAAGGUGAUCGAUCACGUUGUACUCGGCAAGGGUCAGGCCGGUGGCUCAUGGCAGUCGAUGGAUCCAAACGUGUUGACCAUCAGCUUGAAUCGAUGGAUGUCGAUGCCGGAUUUAGACAUAAGAGAGUGGGAAGCGUUGAUCGAAUCCGAACAGUUUCGUAGAACAAACGCGAGCGAUGGCGAACCGUACGCGUGUAAAACGGCGAGCAGAGUUUCCGUUGGUACGGUGGCUGCGUAUUACAGGGAUUACGUGCGCCUGAAGAGAUUGGAGCAGUACUUCCGAUGCGGGACCAUCGUCACGUCGGUAAGGCCCUCGGAGAACCGUUCUAACGGCCGACACGAUUGUCACGGAUGGACAGUGGACGGUUUCGAGAUGCAAACUGGAAGACCUUUUCGCUAUCGAUGUAAGAGAGUCGUUCUCGCCACGGGUACGACCGAUUUGACAAAUCGAUUGGGCGUACCCGGCGAAGAUUCCCAUCCCGAUUGGGUGACGCACGAUUUGAACGAGCUGGAGUCCAAGUUGGACCGUUUGCUCGAUCGACAACACGGUAGCAACGUGGAAGGAAGACAAUCGGUGGAUCCGGUGUUGGUGAUCGGCGCGGGGCUGAGCGCCGCGGACGCGAUCAUAGCCGCGCGUUUCCGCGGCAUUCCCGUGCUACACGCGUUCCGGGAUCCCUCUGGGGAAUUAGGGAAACCGGGCGCCGAGAAGAAACGCGCCUUCUACGAAAGAUUGCAGGGCCUGCCCAGUUCGAUGUAUCCCGAAUACCACAAAGUCUACGAGAUGAUGGCCGAGGGUGGUACCAAUUAUCCUCUGUACAAGACGUUACCGAGUUACAGUUUGAUCGGGUUUCCCGAGGACGGGACCGAUCGACGAGUGGUCACUCUUUCCGAUUCGGCCGGACACGUGCACGCGUUCCGCGUUUCCGUCGUAGCCAUACUCAUCGGUUACAAGCCUGACCUGUCCUAUUUGGAGGCAGCUGGUAUCGGGCUUGGAAAAUAUCCCGACAAACCCAUAGACUGUAAAUCGAAUCCGAUCGAGGUCGAUGACUUUACUUACGAAGCGACGAAAGCCCCGAGAUCCGGGCUUUACGCAUUAGGCCCUUUGGUCGGCGACAAUUUUGUUCGUUACGUACUUGGCGGGGCAUUCGGAAUUUUAGUUCAUAUCCUGAACAGUUCGUCGCCCACGUGAGACCGAUUUCCCGUUCCUUUGAUCCAUUUACAGGCGAUCGGCGAGAUCCGAGAAUAGCACCGCCGGACACGAUACGACGAUAGGUACGACAAUUUCUAUUCGCACAUCGAACGAGGGGUGGGGCUGGGGAACUCGAACGGAAGCAGGCCCAAAAUAUAACGGGAGAUGGUACGAUACAAUAAGAUUAGUACAACUUUUUCAUUUGCCUACUAGCACUUAGUACUGUAAGUUCCAUUUAUUGAAAUGAACAUUGUUACGAGUCGUUAAAGUAAACUUAAGGAUGUUACGCAUCGAACGUAAAGCUAUUUUUCCACUUUUAGAAUUUUACAGAUAGUAACCGUAAAGGUAUAAUGAAUCAUUGUUUGGCAGAUUUUCCGAUUUCCUUUUAUUCCGUUUUUUAUGAGAGUAGUAUUUACUUUGAAUUAGCUCGUCCCUUCGGUUCGCUUACUCGCGUACACCAGGUUACAGUAAAUAAAAAAUACGUGUACAAACAACGAUCUUGAUAAAAAUGAAUUGUAUUCAUCGAUCUCGAUCAGAAGAUGGAUCGAUGGAAAGGUCAUUAGAUAUUACAUUACACGGCCAGUGAAAUACA
Molecule: messenger RNA, 3732 nt
Organism: Ceratina calcarata
Lineage: Eukaryota; Metazoa; Arthropoda; Insecta; Hymenoptera; Apidae
Product: oxidative stress-induced growth inhibitor 2
Exons: 9
Coding region: 1497-3140 (547 amino acids)
Source: RefSeq, a predicted model, not a curated record